CUGAAGACGUUCAGAGGGAAAGAUGGCGGCUGUGAGAAAUCUGCAGAGAUUGUGGGGUCUCGGUGUGAGUCGUCAACUGAAAACAUCCAGAGUUCUGCAGCAAAGAGCUUUCUGCCUCAAUGGCGCUCGGUGCCAGCAGAAAUUUGAUUCGUCCAUGGAGAAGCCUCAGUUCCCCGGGGCCUCGGCAGACUUCAUUGAUCACCUGGAGUUCAUCCAGCCCAAUGUGAUCUCAGGAAUCCCUGUGUAUCGAGUCAUGGACAGACAGGGCCAGAUCCUUAAUCCAUCCGAGGAUCCACAGCUCUCUAAAGAUACAGUGUUGAACUUCUACCAAAAAAUGACACUCCUCAACACGAUGGACCGCAUUCUGUAUGAGUCUCAGAGGCAGGGCCGUAUCUCAUUCUACAUGACCAACUACGGUGAAGAGGGCACUCACAUCGGAAGUGCGGCAGCUCUCGACGCCAAGGACCUGGUGUUUGGCCAGUAUCGAGAAGCGGGAGUGCUGAUGUACCGCGGCUUCCCUCUGGACCUCUUCAUGGCGCAGUGCUAUGCUAACAGGGAUGACGUGGGGAAGGGCAGGCAGAUGCCAGUGCACUACGGGUCCAAAGACCUCAACUUCGUCACCAUCUCGUCUCCUCUGGCCACUCAGAUUCCUCAGGCGGCGGGAGCAGCGUACGCUAUAAAGCGGGAGAACAGUAACCGAGUGGUGAUCUGUUACUUUGGCGAGGGAGCUGCCAGUGAGGGCGAUGCCCAUGCCGGCUUCAAUUUCUCCGCCACUUUGGAAUGUCCAAUCAUUUUCUUCUGCCGCAACAAUGGCUACGCCAUCUCCACCCCCACCCACGAGCAGUACCGUGGCGACGGUAUCGCUGCUCGAGGUCCAGGCUACGGCAUGUUGUCUAUCCGUGUGGACGGGAACGACGUGUUUGCAGUGUACAACGCUACAAAGGAAGCCCGGCGCAGAGCAGUGGCCGAGAACCAACCGUUCCUCAUCGAGGCCAUGACCUACAGGAUCGGCCACCACAGCACGAGCGACGACAGCUCGGCUUACCGCUCCGUGGACGAGGUGAACUACUGGGACAAGCAGGACCACCCGAUCUCUCGCCUCCGUCACUACAUGACCGCACGCGGCUGGUGGGGCGAGGAGGAGGAGCGGGCGUGGAGGAAGCAGUCACGCAAGCUCGUCAUGGAGGCCUUCGAAAGGGCCGAGCGGCGUCUCAAACCAAACCUGGAGUUCUUGUUCACCGACGUCUAUAAGGAGAUGACUCCAAGCCUGACCAAACAGAGAGAGUCCAUGUUCAGGCACCUGCAGCAGUACAAGGAGCACUACCCGCUGGACCUGUACGAGAAGUAAUCAAUGCAAAUAAUACCUAGUCACUUCCCCUAGACACUUCGGGGAUUUAGGAAGAUGGUGGUCAUGCAGCUAAAAUGGACGACAUGAUCUAAUAUAAUAUCAUUAAAAAUAUUCAAAUGAUCAUAACAGUUACUGCUAUUCAUAUAGAUCCUUUUGGUUUAUGAAAUUUGGGACUGGGAAAGUUAGGAAGUGACUGUUUUCAACUUCAGCUUGUUUUUCGUUUUGAAUUGGGAUCAGCCCUAUGGUGUAAGACACAUUGAGACACAAGCAAGACACAGUUCUCUGUUGUACUUCAUUACUUGUUUCCGUUAAUGCCUCCCAGAUUUUGAGAGCACUACACAAAGGUGUGUGUGUGUGUGUGUGUGUGUGUGUGUGUGUGUGUGUGUAUACAGUACCAGUCAAAAGCUUUGGACAUAUGGAGACUUUUUAAACUAUGAAAUAACAUAUGGAACAUUAUGUAGAGGAUGUUACACGGCUGGACAAAGAUACGAAGUUUAUCUUCGAGUGGUGAAUAUAUCACAAAGGAGUGAUAUAUUUUCAAUACAAGAAGAUAAACUUGAUAUCUUCACGCCACCGUGUAACGUUCUUUAUAUUACAUGGACACAUCCACAAAACAAAAUAUGGACGUGAUGUCAUCGGAGUGAAAUAUAAUCAAUUAUUAUACAUACAGGACACUUUUGCGAUGGAAUAAAAACAUGUAUUCUA
Molecule: messenger RNA, 2053 nt
Organism: Neoarius graeffei (lesser salmon catfish)
Lineage: Eukaryota; Metazoa; Chordata; Actinopteri; Siluriformes; Ariidae
Gene: bckdha
Product: branched chain keto acid dehydrogenase E1 subunit alpha
Exons: 8
Coding region: 23-1348 (441 amino acids)
Biological process (GO): branched-chain amino acid catabolic process
Molecular function (GO): oxidoreductase activity, acting on the aldehyde or oxo group of donors, disulfide as acceptor
Source: RefSeq, a predicted model, not a curated record